AUGGUACUGGAUGUUAACACUCCUAGACAGAUUAACUCAUGUGUUGCUUUGGCUAAUGGUACUUCCUGUUUAUGGUAUGAAAAUUCUUGCUACCAAAUAACAGGUACUACUUGUAGUGCAAUUACUGGGGCUGAUCUGAAUCAUAAUAUAUGUUUCUCUUAUAACAAAGGCUGCACCUCAUUAAGUGAUGGCACUUCAUGUUAAGAUUAUAAAUCAACUUGCGAGUAGUAUUCAGGAACAACUGAAUCAUGUACUUAAUCCAUAAAUGUGAAAUGCUACCUCUAUAAUUCAAAUACUUGCAUUACUAUUUUAAAUGUUUCUACUGAUUGUGCUAAGAUUACAGGUGUAUCAUUAACUUAUGAAAUAUGUUAAUCAUAUAAUUUGGGAUGCAGUGUUAAUAGAGCUAAGACUGCUUGUGUUCAAAAAGCAGCAUAAUGUUCUGGAUAUACAACUAAUAUGACUAAUUGCUAUCAAGCAGGAGAAGGAUUAUGUAUUGCAUCCACUAGUAAUGAUUAAGCAUGUGUGCCCGCCUUAAGUGUAUCUACCUGUGAAACAGUAUUUUUAGGAACAGACAAUUAUACUCAUGAUAAUUGUAGUGCAAUCAAAGCUGGAUGUACUGUAAAUGGAAGUACAGGAUGUAUGGCUAGAACUUGUGCAAAUGCCACAGGUUUUACAUUUAAUCAUGAUAAUUGUUAUUCUUGGUUGAAAACUUGUACAGCUAAAUUAGACUAAUAAUGGUUGCACUAUCAUGACUGCAAAAUGUUCAGAUUAAUCAUCUACUUAAUGUCUAAAUGCAAUAGAGGGAGUGUGUUUAGUGUUUAAUUCUAUUUGUAUUAGAAAAGGAUGUGA
Molecule: messenger RNA, 849 nt
Organism: Paramecium tetraurelia
Lineage: Eukaryota; Ciliophora; Oligohymenophorea; Peniculida; Parameciidae
Exons: 2
Source: RefSeq, a predicted model, not a curated record